Molecule: messenger RNA, 4345 nt
Organism: Callorhinchus milii (elephant shark)
Lineage: Eukaryota; Metazoa; Chordata; Chondrichthyes; Chimaeriformes; Callorhinchidae
Gene: atp2b2
Product: ATPase plasma membrane Ca2+ transporting 2
Exons: 24
Coding region: 521-4279 (1252 amino acids)
Biological process (GO): regulation of cytosolic calcium ion concentration; calcium ion transmembrane transport
Cellular component (GO): intracellular membrane-bounded organelle; postsynaptic density membrane
Molecular function (GO): ATP hydrolysis activity; ATP binding; PDZ domain binding
Source: RefSeq, a predicted model, not a curated record
UUAUUCCUGCUCUGACCUUGAGCUGCUCCGGAUGUGCCGCAGCUUCUGAAACCUCUCCGCAGCGCAAGGAUUGAGCUGAAGCCCAAAUCAGAGCUCAGAGUGAGCAGGAGACUGCGAGUUGGUUGAAGAGCCUGGCUCAGAUCGCUGCUGUGUUAUUGGAGUGUUCCUCAUACUCCUAGCCUGUGCUGACUGAGGGACCUGCACAUUCCAGCCCCAGAUCCCAGCUGCUGGCCCCUGCACUACAUGGAGUUGUGGACCAGCUGAUCAUGUAGAGAGCUGCGAGGGGCGAGAACAUGACGGGAAAGUCGUUGUGCGCGUGUACCGGCCUUCAGCCUUGACCGGAGCUGUUCGUUCCCCCGACACCGCGGUGACCAACUCCCGACCCUUGUCCCGGCUCAGAGGAAAGUGAGUCGGUGCCGUACAGUGCCAUACAGCCAGCCAGCACCGGGCACCAGGCCUCGCCGGUCACACCGGGAGCCACCUCAGCACCAGGCGCCACCCAUCACCAGCGCCCGCAGGCAUGGGGGACGUCACGAACAGCGCCGUGGAUUUCCACGACAAGAACCAAAGAGACCACCCACACCAUGCCGGGGAGUUCGGCUGCUCCCUGGAUGAGCUUCGCUCCCUGAUGGAGAUGCGGGGGGCCGAGGCCGUGCAGAAGGUGCAGGACACGUACGGGGACAUCAACGGCUUCUGCCGGCGGCUGAAAACCUCCCCCACGGAAGGCUUGGCUGGAAAUCCUGCAGAACUUGAAAAAAGAAGACAAAUUUAUGGUCAAAACUUUAUACCUCCGAAAAAGCCAAAAACCUUCCUGCAGUUAGUGUGGGAAGCUUUACAGGAUGUGACACUCAUUAUCCUGGAGCUGGCAGCUAUCAUAUCCCUCGGACUCUCAUUCUAUCAACCCCCAGGAGAGAGCAGUGAUGCGUGUGGGAGUGCAGCAGGAGGCGCGGAGGAAGAGGGGGAAGCGGAGGCGGGCUGGAUCGAGGGGGCGGCUAUUUUGCUGUCGGUGGUGUGUGUGGUGCUGGUGACGGCCUUUAAUGACUGGAGCAAAGAGAAGCAGUUCCGGGGGCUGCAGAGCCGCAUUGAGCAGGAGCAGAAGUUUGCUGUGGUUCGAGGUGGGCAAGUCAUCCAGAUCCCCGUCUCCGAGAUCGUCACCGGGGACAUUGCUCAGAUCAAAUACGGUGACCUGCUGCCAGCGGAUGGGAUUCUAAUUCAGGGAAACGACCUGAAGAUUGACGAAAGCUCCCUGACUGGGGAGUCCGACCACGUCCGCAAGUCAGUCAACAAAGACCCCAUGUUACUGUCCGGUACCCACGUGAUGGAAGGCUCGGGGAGGAUGGUGGUGACGGCGGUUGGUGUGAACUCGCAGACUGGCAUCAUCUUCACGCUGCUGGGGGCGAGCAGCGAGGAGGAGGAGAAGAAAGAGAAGAAAGGCAAAAUGCCGGAUGGAAAUGUGGAGAACAGCCAGGACAAAGCCAAGAAACAGGACAGUGCGGCUGCCAUGGAGAUGCAGCCGCUGAAGAGCGCAGAAGGCGGGGAGAGCGACGAGAAGAGAAAAACAAACACCACCAAAAAAGAGAAGUCUGUGCUCCAGGGCAAGCUCACCAAACUGGCCGUGCAGAUCGGCAAAGCAGGGCUGGUGAUGUCGGCCAUCACGGUGAUUAUCCUGGUGCUCUACUUCUCCAUCGACACCUUUGUGAUCCAGAAGCUGCAGUGGCUCCCGGAGUGCACCCCCGUCUACAUCCAGUUCUUUGUCAAGUUCUUCAUCAUCGGGGUCACCGUGUUGGUGGUAGCCGUGCCAGAGGGGCUGCCGCUGGCCGUCACCAUCUCCCUGGCUUACUCCGUCAAGAAAAUGAUGAAAGACAACAAUCUGGUUCGACACCUGGACGCGUGUGAGACCAUGGGCAAUGCCACCGCCAUCUGCUCGGACAAGACGGGGACAUUGACCACCAACAGGAUGACCGUGGUGCAGGUGUUCAUCGCCGACAACCACCACAAGGAGGUGCCGGAACCUGACGCACUGCCAGCCAAAACCCUGGAGAUCCUCAUCAAUGCUAUAUCCCUCAACUGUGCCUACACCAGCAAGGUCCUGGUACCAGAGAAGGACGGGGGGUUGCCUCGCCAGGUGGGCAAUAAGACGGAGUGCGGGCUGCUGGGCUUCGUGCUGGACCUGAAAAAAGAUUACCAGCCCAUCCGGGACCAGAUGCCAGAGGAGAAGCUGUACAAGGUUUACACCUUCAACUCCACCCGCAAAUCCAUGAGCACUGUCAUCAAGAUGCAGGACGGCAGCUUCCGCAUGUACAGCAAAGGCGCCUCGGAGAUCGUCCUGAAAAAAUGUUCUCGAGUGCUGAACCUGGCCGGUGAGCCCCGCCUGUUCCGACCUCGAGACCGGGAUGAGAUGGUGAAGCAGGUGAUCGAGCCCAUGGCUUGUGACGGGCUGAGGACCAUCUGCAUCGCGUACCGGGACUUCGCCGAGACCCCCGAGCCUGAGUGGGAGGUGGAGAACAACAUCCUGACGGACCUGACCUGCAUUGCGGUGGUCGGCAUCGAGGAUCCUGUCAGACCUGAGGUCCCAGAAGCCAUCAGGAAAUGUCAGCGAGCGGGCAUCACCGUGCGGAUGGUCACCGGUGACAACAUCAACACGGCCAGAGCCAUCGCCAUCAAGUGUGGCAUCAUCCACCCCGGAGAGGACUUCCUGUGCCUCGAGGGCAAGGACUUCAACAGGAGGAUCCGCAAUGAGAAAGGAGAGAUUGAGCAGGAACGAAUCGACAAGAUCUGGCCUAAGCUGCGCGUGCUGGCUCGCUCCUCCCCCACCGACAAGCACACCCUGGUCAAAGGGAUCAUUGACAGUACGGUGCUGGAGAGGAGGCAGGUGGUGGCUGUGACAGGAGAUGGGACCAACGAUGGACCAGCCCUGAAGAAGGCGGACGUUGGGUUUGCCAUGGGCAUCGCUGGGACUGAUGUGGCCAAAGAGGCCUCGGACAUCAUCCUGACCGACGAUAACUUCAGCAGCAUCGUCAAGGCCGUCAUGUGGGGCCGUAACGUGUAUGACAGCAUCUCCAAGUUCCUGCAGUUCCAGCUGACGGUCAAUAUCGUGGCCGUGAUUGUGGCUUUCACCGGAGCCUGUAUCACACAGGAUUCCCCGCUGAAGGCCGUACAGAUGCUGUGGGUAAACCUGAUCAUGGACACCUUUGCCUCUCUGGCUCUGGCCACCGAACCGCCCACCGAGUCUCUGCUGAAGAGGAAACCGUACGGCAGGAACAAGCCCCUGAUCUCCCGCACCAUGAUGAAGAACAUCCUGGGACACGGGGUUUACCAGCUCAUCACCAUCUUCACUCUGCUCUUCGUAGGAGAGUCGCUGUUUCACAUCGACAGCGGCCGGAACGCCCCCCUGCACUCGCCGCCCUCCGAACACUACACCAUCAUCUUCAACACCUUCGUCCUGAUGCAGCUCUUCAACGAGAUCAACGCUCGCAAGAUCCAUGGGGAGAAGAACGUGUUCGAAGGCAUCUUCAGGAACCCCAUCUUCUGCAGCAUUGUCUUCGGCACCUUUGCCAUCCAGAUCGUGAUUGUGCAGUAUGGGGGGAAGCCGUUCAGCUGCACCCCACUGAAGGUGGACCAGUGGUUGUGGUGUGUGUUUCUGGGAGUCGGGGAGCUGCUCUGGGGGCAGGUAAUAAAUGCUAUCCCCAACGCCCGGCUGAAGUUCCUGAAGGAGGCGGGACACGGGACACAGAAAGACGACAUCCCGGAGGAGGAGCUGAACGAGGACGCCGAGGAGAUUGACCACGCGGAGCGCGAGCUGAGACGAGGGCAGAUCCUGUGGUUCCGAGGCCUGAACAGGAUCCAAACUCAGAUCGAAGUAGUGAAUACGUUCAAGAGCGGCACUUCCUUUCAGGGGGCCCUGAGGCGCCAGUCGUCUGUGACCAGCCAAAACCAGGACACGACCACUCUCACUAGCCCCAGCCAGAUCCGGGUUGUGAAGGCUUUCCGCAGUUCCCUGUAUGAAGGACUGGAGAAACCCGAUUCCAAAUCCUCCAUUCACAACUUCAUGACUCACCCGGAGUUCCUGGUUCAGGAUUCCCAGCCACACAUCCCGCUCAUCGACGACACAGACCUGGAGGAGGACUCGGGGCUGAAGCGGCGGCCGAGUGCCCCCUCCUCCCCCAACAGGAACAACAACGCCAUCGACAGCGGCAUCAACCUCACCAUCGACACGAGCAAAUCAGCUACCUCGUCCACCCCCGGCAGCCCCCUGCACAGCCUGGAGACCUCGCUGUAGAGGAGCUCUCCGUCCGUGUGAGAGUGGGUGUCUGUGUGUGAGAGAGUGAGUGAGUGUCUGUGUGUG